Molecule: messenger RNA, 4589 nt
Organism: Hylaeus anthracinus
Lineage: Eukaryota; Metazoa; Arthropoda; Insecta; Hymenoptera; Colletidae
Product: solute carrier family 2, facilitated glucose transporter member 1-like
Exons: 5
Coding region: 1382-2809 (475 amino acids)
Biological process (GO): monosaccharide transmembrane transport
Cellular component (GO): membrane
Molecular function (GO): hexose transmembrane transporter activity
Source: RefSeq, a predicted model, not a curated record
AAAUCGUUCGAUUGUGUUUGAAUUACAUCGAAAACUUCCUGCCGCUAAGACAUACCACGCUUCUUAAUUUUAAGCAUAUCUUUUGAUCUCGUUUCAAACUGCAACUCCGUAACCAUUAAUCGUAUAGCCUGAGUAUCGGUUACGCUAACUACGAUCCCGAGGAAUAAGAUAAUGCGUCCUUUACAAGCGACAAGCACUCUACCUCAAUAUUCUUAAUUGUAAAAUUAGUGCACGCGACCUGAGUACCGUCACUAACAGGCUACGUCCGGUUUUGUAUUCUCAUUCGAGGCGGGACCAGCUCGUAAUAUCGAAGAAACGGGUUCGGAGCAAUCGAUCGAUCGAUACAUUUAUAAACAAUUUGAUUCUCUGGAAGCUACAACAUCUUUUAUCUCUGCAUCUUAGAACGCAGCUGUUCCGUAUUUUCUCUUAUUUUUAAAUGAUAUCAAGUUCGUUGCUACCGCUACCAGGUGAAAUUUCCGACACAGCUUUCUCCGAGCGCGACUACGUGAUUUUAAAUCGAACGAAGGACGCGUAAACUACCUCGGCUUGCAGCGUGCGAAUGUUAGAUUAAACAUUCCUUCGAUGAACCGCGUUAGAAAACAGUAGGUGUUGCGCAUUGAAAUUCGAAACGUAUCGUUCUAAGCGACCUCACCAAACGUAUCCUCUUAAUGUGUGGCGGUUGAAAUAUAAACUCGUGUAGCGAAACUUCGGUUUAAGAUCGAUGAAAUCGAGAAGUGGAUAAAUACUCCGUAAGACAAGCGGAAGGAUAAGGAUAAGGUAAUCGAGAUACGUCGAUACGAUGCGUGUCGCAUAUUUUACAUACUUGGUUUCGGGUGUAAAUAUCGUUAGAUUUUAGUUACCUUGUAUCGUAAACGGCGGGUUAAUCAGAAAGUUGUGUGCGUGUGAAAAUAUACCUUUCGGGAUAAAAAAAAAACAAUAAAAAAAAGGGGGGAGGGACGAAGAGAAAUAUAACGCAAUCGAAAGGCAGGUAGACGAACAGUGCUGACAUAAUUCUAGGUGAACGGUCCCUUACACGAAUUCCUUUUCUUGAGUUUUGUCGAGAGAAAUGCAGGAUUGGUGAGAGGUGUAGGUCGGUAUCUUCUGUCGACCAAUGAGAUUCGUUGAAGAGCCUAGCAAACUGGAGCGAGUAGCGCGGAGUAGGCAGAGAGGAGAGGGAUAUACGACUGGUUUUGAAAAUCGGUUCCGUCCCGCUUGCACGAAUGUUGUCUCAGUAGCUUCCAAACGCGACCGUGACACGGAACAAUUCCGAUCGUUGGUCUCUUCUUUUUCUCGAUUCCUUUCCGUUUGAACUCGAAAGUGAUACGAAACGUUCUUCGAACAAGUGACCUGUUAAACUCGAACGAUACGUUACCGAUCGGCCAUGGACUGGUUACAGGGUCUAAACGGACGGUUAGCGUUUGCCAUCGCGGCUGCUGCGCUUGGAUCAUCGUUUCAGCAUGGGUACAAUACCGGUGUCGUUAAUGCUCCUCAGCAGCUUAUCGAGAACUGGAUCAGCGAACUGAAAGAAAAUCGAACCGGUCGUCCAACGCAACAAUCCGAAGUGACGAUAAUAUGGGCGAUAGCAGUAUCAAUAUUCUGCGUGGGUGGUAUGAUCGGCGGUUCUCUGGUGGGUUGGGUGGCCGAUCGUUUCGGUCGAAAGGGUGGUUUGUUACUAAACAACAUCCUGGUCCUUCUCACGGUCAUCUUCGAGGGUUCCGCGAAGGCAGCCAAAAGCUACGAAAUGAUAGUUAUCGGAAGAUUUAUAAUCGGUAUCAACGCUGGAUUGAAUGCUGGUUUAGCACCGAUGUACUUGGCUGAGAUAUCACCCAUUCACCUCCGAGGAGCUGUUGGUACGGUCUACCAAUUGGUUAUCACCAUGUCCAUUCUGGUAUCGCAGGUUCUUGGAUUGGAGCAAAUAUUGGGCACAGACGAAUAUUGGCCGCUUCUUUUAUGUCUAACGAUCGUUCCUGCCAUUUUCCAAGUAGCUACGCUUCCAUUAUGCCCCGAGAGUCCAAAGUAUUUAUUGGUCACCAAAGGAAAGGAUAUGGAAGCUCAGAGAGGUUUGACUUGGCUGCGCGGCACGAUCGAAGUUCACGACGAGAUGGAACAAAUGAGGGCGGAAUACGAGUCGAUGAAACUUGUGCCAAAGGUUACGCUGAAAGAACUAUUUGUGAAUUCUGCUCUUAGGAUUCCAUUGAUAAUCGCGCUCAUGGUGAUGUUCGCGCAACAACUAUCCGGUAUUAAUGCCGUUAUGUUCUUCUCGACCAAGAUCUUCAUGAUGGCGCAGUUGGAUAAAUUCGCGGCUCAGAUCGCGACGAUGAUCGUCGGAACGGUGAACGUUCUUAUGACCUUUGUUUCUUUGAUACUCGUCGAGAAGGCUGGAAGGAAACAGUUGCUCUUAGUUGGAUUUUCCGGUUUGUUUAUCGCCACCGUCUUACUCACGAUCUGCCUUGCAUUCGCUGCUUCGUCUAGCGCGGCAGCCUACUUCUCGAUCCUAUUGGUGGUCAUGUUCGUGGCUCUAUUCGCGACUGGUCCAGGAAGUAUUCCCUGGUUUUUGGUUUCCGAAUUGUUCAAUCAGUCCGCGAGACCCGCGGCAACGUCUGUCGCUAUCGCGGUCAAUUGGACAGCCAAUUUCAUCGUCAGUAUAGGAUUUCUACCAUUGCAAGAGGCACUGGGUGCUUAUGUAUUCAUUAUUUUCGCCGCUCUUCAAGCAUUUUUCAUCUGCUUCAUUUACAAGAAAGUACCCGAAACGAAAAACAAGACGAUCGAGGAGAUCAGCAGUUUAUUCCGACAGAGAUCGUACGAGUAAAAAGAGUUCACCUGUCGUCGUUUCGCUUCAGAAAUUUCAUCGCAAAAUUAUUUAAAAAAAAAAAAAAAAACAUUUUCAUACGCGGUGGAAUCGAAUGCAAAUGGGAAAUUUGUUAAAUAAUUCUUGUAACUAACGGCGAAGGUAUCUUUUGCUUUAGAUCACCAGUUCUCGUUACAUUUUACAAAAACAAUCGGGAAUAUUUGAAUACUUUUAAACUAAAAUUAUUACAAAUUUAGUUUAUUAUCCAUGUAUCAUAGAUGCUGUCGAGACGUGCGUACACUUUCGAAGGAGUUUGAUUUUUAAUUAAACUUCAAUCUAGUUCCUAAUGCUAACGUCACGGUUUUAUCGUAACAGACAAGAAAAUAUCAGGUUAAGAGAAACGGACUCAACGUUACGAAUUACUAUUCAUUUAGUGUAACAAACUUACUUGAUUCCUUUUAACUCUUUUCGUAGACGCUAAAUUUCAAUUGAUGAAAAUAUUAUGGAAUUAUCAUUUAUCGAGAUUUCUUUAAUGUUCAAGGAUUAAACAGAGCUCAAUUCCAGAAAAACAAGUAUUUUCCUUAUGAAAUUGGAUAAAUAAAUAAAUACAUAUAUAUAUUUAUUAAUUAUAUUGUGAAUACAUUUUGUUAACGAAGAAAUCACCGAUAAUGAUGCCAAAAAGGAGGAAAGUUCACGAUUGCUCGCGAGUAAUUAAUAAUUUACCGUAAUUGAAAAAGAGUUAAGGAACAAUAUUAUUUAAUUAUGUUGAUACUAAACAUUAUAACUCUAGUCAUAAGAGUACGAUUUUUUGCAUUGAAAUAACAUCUGGGAAAUUCCAGUGUAACAUACAUUUUCCUAAAACCGUCAUGUAUUUCGUAUUACUAAAAGUUUUCCUUUUUAACAGAUGAUCGAUUCAUUGUAAUCUACGCUUAAAAAUUUGACUGAAAUUUAAUCUAUUUGAAAUAUUUAUUAACGCAUAUACACUUAGCAAGUGUCGCUUACCUGAUAUGAGAAAAAUUAAUUUGGAAUUGUUAGAAUUUGUGAGAUUUAUACUAGAAAAAAUUUCGCUAUUUUAAAUAAGUGUUCUUAACGAACAAUGUUUUAGAGUUUUAUUUGUUAAAUAUGAAAGUUUUAACGAAAAUAUUUUGUUAUAUACGUGUUACAGCAGAAAUUUUAUUAAAAUAAGAAAAAUAAAAAAGUACUACAACAAUUGUACAUAGAAAUGUGUAUGUAGGAUAUCGUCGCGUAGCGUAGGAAGUAAUUAUAUUUAUGUAUGCAUGUAAUUAGUUAACGUUUAAACAUUGUAAACCAUGGUUAUUAUAUUUAUUAGAUAUUUAAUUAAUGUACUGUAAACGAUAACAAAAAGUACAUGUAACUUUGGAAAUGAUGGCGACGUCACGUUGAAAAUCACGGAUCGACUAGAUGUAACUUUUUAUUAAUCGCAUAUGCAUCCUUGGAUCCAAAUAAUACUCAAACAUAGUUAGAUUUUUAAUACCGAAUUACUCGGAAGAUAUGUGUUUUUACGGUGUGUGCCGGUGAACGUUACAAGACCAUAUAAUUUCCUUCGGCGUUCGUGUCUCUUUAUUCUGAGACGUUCGAACGCAUAAAAUCCACCCUCGAUAAAGUUCAAAAACUAGCUAUAAGAUAGAUAUAAAUCUAGAUUAUGUUGGGCUUAUGAUUAUAAAUAAUACUUUUAACAAAAUUCAGCUCUUGGAACAAUACCUACACGAAAAAAUGAUUAGAAAUGAUUAUUUCAUCUUUUGGAUCACAUUUUUUAAAUAUGACUAUCAAACAAUAUUCA